Molecule: messenger RNA, 726 nt
Organism: Carassius auratus (goldfish)
Lineage: Eukaryota; Metazoa; Chordata; Actinopteri; Cypriniformes; Cyprinidae
Product: probable ubiquitin-conjugating enzyme E2 W-B
Exons: 6
Coding region: 67-522 (151 amino acids)
Source: RefSeq, a predicted model, not a curated record
GUGUCACGUGCUAGUGACGUCAGUCGCCCUGCGUGUGCUCCCUCCUCUGAUGCAGGGGGAUCCAUCAUGGCGUCGAUGCAGAAAAGGUUACAGAAGGAACUGCUAGCCUUGCAGAAUGAUCCGCCCCCUGGAAUGAAGCUAAAUGAGAAGAGUGUACAGAACACCAUUACACAAUGGAUUGUGGACAUGGAAGGAGCCUCUGGUACUCUUUAUGAGGGGGAGAAAUUUCAGCUUCUUUUUAAAUUUAGUAGUCGUUAUCCCUUUGACUCACCUCAGGUAAUGUUCACAGGAGACAAUAUACCUGUCCAUCCCCACAUUUAUAGUAAUGGCCAUAUCUGCCUGUCCAUCUUAACGGAGGACUGGUCACCAGCUCUUUCUGUGCAGUCCGUUUGUCUUAGCAUUAUUAGCAUGCUGUCUAGCUGCAAAGAGAAGAGGCGGCCUCCUGAUAACUCCUUUUAUGUACGGACAUGUAAUAAAAAUCCAAAGAAGACAAAAUGGUGGUAUCAUGAUGAUACCUGUUAAUAUGAACUUUCUAGAAGUCCUACUGACAUUAUAAAAGCACUUUCUGAAAUCAUAUGGUCUCUGAACUUUAAACUUGGACUCAAACGCAAGCAUGGACUCAGACCACAAACAUGAGAGAUGAUGUCAACUGUGUUAACGGUGGCCAGUUGGAUGCAUGUUUGGGGAAAAAUAAAAACAGACGAAGAAUGGAAAUCAGUUUGAAGA